Molecule: messenger RNA, 1831 nt
Organism: Boleophthalmus pectinirostris (great blue-spotted mudskipper)
Lineage: Eukaryota; Metazoa; Chordata; Actinopteri; Gobiiformes; Gobiidae
Product: KH homology domain-containing protein 4-like
Exons: 14
Coding region: 118-1809 (563 amino acids)
Cellular component (GO): nucleus
Molecular function (GO): RNA binding
Source: RefSeq, a predicted model, not a curated record
ACGUCACAUCCGCUCCUCAGGUCUCUGGCCGCAGAUCAUCGAUGGAUUUUGUAUCUCGAUUUCUUUACUAGAAGCUCUUAAACAAAAUUAUUCAUACAGUUUUCGUGGUGUGGUGCUAUGUCUUGGGGGAUGACGGGCCAAACGCCAUGCCUAAACAGUCGGUGGGACAAACCUGCGCAGAGUAUCACGAAUGCCCCUUCAAACAGCGCAGUGUCCCCGUCCCCACAGACCGGAGAUGGAGCCGUGUCCGCGGGGGGAGUGGAGAAGGCAGCUGCCAUGGCCGCUAAAAUAAACGCGAUGUUGAUGGCAAAAGGAAAACUCAUGACCCCGCCUCCCUUAUUAGCCAAGAAGCCCCCAGUUGCCCCAGUGCCUGUUGUUGAAGAAAUGGUGGUCACAGAGGUUGACAUCAAUGACGUGCCUAUAAACAGCAGAGACCUUCUGACCAAAGGCAAAACCCAAGAGGAGAUUCGACAGUUUAGUGGGGCCGUUGUCACAACCAAAGGGCACUACAUGACAGAUGCUGAGAAGGGCAAAGUGGCAGGACAAAGACCUCUGUAUUUACAAGUCCAAGGGAAGACGCAGGAGCAAGUCAACAAAGCGGUGAUGAAAAUAAAGGAGAUAAUUUCAGAGGAUGUGUUGAGGGCGUCAGCAGCGUCGGGGGUGCCUCCUCCUGUGGUGCCUCCUUUGACUCUGUACCCUCAGCCUCCACGCUCCGUCGUUUCCCCGGCAACUGUCCCUGUGCCAGUCAUGGGACAUCGGCCUGCAGCGCCUCACACAGGGAGUUUUGUGCACACAAAAAUAUUUGUAGGUCUGGACCACGCGCUGCCUUCGUUUAAUGUCAAGGAGAAAGUGGAGGGACCCUCGGGGGCGUAUCUGGGCCACAUUCAGAACGAGACAGGGGCAAGAGUUUUCCUCAGAGGAAAGGGGUCUGGAUACAUCGAACAGGCUUCAAAACGGGAGUCAUUCGAACCUCUUUAUGUCUACAUCAGUCAUCCAAAUGCAGAAGGACUGGAGGCAGCAAAGAGGCUCACAGAAAACCUGCUGGGGACAGUGAGAGAACACGCCCGAGUGACGGCAGCGUUCCCAGUCCCAGCCCCAAGUGAGUCAUGGUUUAUUCAUGGAUAUCCUCCUAAUAGCACUUACUCUAACCAGGGAUCUUGGUAUAAUUACCCAGCCAAUGGGUAUGCGGGCGCCUACCCGGCAGCGUACCCAGUGGGCUACUGGAGCAAUACCAACGCUGCCCCAAGUCAAUCUAACCUGUCGACCACCCCUCCGUCUCCUCAGGCUAUGGUUCAGUAUCCGAUGUGCCCCAGACCACCUCAGCCCUACGUCGCCCAGGCUCCUGGUGUCGCAGAGAAAGUGGAGGCUGAAGGAUCUGUGAACGCCGCAGACACAGGAAGUCCCAAACAGCUCCCCCAGGCUCCAAAGGCCGAGCAGCCUGUCACCAAGUCCCCUGAGCGACCUGCUCCUGUCUCCAAACCAGUGGGGGAAAAAGUCGUAGAACGUCUUCUGAUGCCUCCUCCACCUCCUCCUGUGUUCACCGCCCCGGCCCCCCUCCUCCAGCUGCUCAACGCAAACGAACAAGAGACCCCCAACCCCCUACAGCUGCUAAGCCCUCCCCUGCUCCAUCGGUGGGCAUCUCUCUUCUCUUGUCUUUCUCUUUUUGUGUGUUCUCUUAUUUUGACAGGUGAUCAAGAUGAAAUCCAGAGAAAGAAAGCAAAAGUGUCCGUGGAUGCAUCUGGUUUGGUGCCCUAUGGAGGCGACUCCUCCGAUGAAGAGGAGGAGAAGACUCAUAGCAACAAGACGUGACCCUCCCAGUACAGACUUAAUC